AUGGAGGAUGAGGAACUUGAUCAAGUUAAUUGCACUCCUUAUAGAAACCUACCACCAGAAGAACUAAGAUUUUGUCCUCUAGUCUAUGAACCAAUUUGUGGAUCUGAUGGCAAAACCUAUUCCAAUGAAUGUAUCUUUUGUUUUAAAGUUAAGGAAACUGAUGAAAGACUUAAAUUUAUACAUUUUGGAAAAUGUUGA
Molecule: messenger RNA, 198 nt
Organism: Marmota flaviventris (yellow-bellied marmot)
Lineage: Eukaryota; Metazoa; Chordata; Mammalia; Rodentia; Sciuridae
Source: RefSeq, a predicted model, not a curated record